AUGGCUGUCGAACUUCUUACUCAGGCCGAUGGCUAUGGCAUUAUCAUCGGUCUUUCGGUGCUGUUCUGUCUCAUCAUCCUCGCGGCAGUCCGCAUACAAAAGAGGUAUCUGUCAGAAGACAGCGAUCAGUCAGAGAUGUUCAUGGUCGCCAACCGUUCUGUUGGGACCGGAUUGACGGCCUCGGCGGUCUUCUCGAGUUGGAUGUGGAUCAACGAGAGUGUCUUUUCGGCUGCUUAUACAUACCGCUGGGGUGUUGCUCUUCCGAUAUGGUGGGCCAGUGGGCUGUCCUUCCAGAUUGCCCUCAUGGCGGUGUUGGGUAUCGUCGCAAAGCUGCGGGUGCCAUACGCACAUACCUCGCUCGAGAUCAUCAAGAUGAGAUACGGAAAAUAUGCGCAUUGGCUGUUCAUUCUCCUCAAUCUGGUCAACAACAUCUUUGGUUGCGGCAGUAUGAUCCUUGCAGGCGCUCAAUUAGUGACUGGAAUGACCGGAAUGCAUGUUGUCGCCGCGUGUAUACUGAUUCCAGCAGGAGUCGUUACCUACACCGCCGUAGGGGGGCUGAAGGCAACUUUCCUGACUGAUUUCUUGCACACGACUAUCGCCCUUAUUCUGUUAAUCUAUUUUUCUCUCGCUGUCUUGACGAACGAGCAUAUUGGCGGCAUCUCUGGUCUCUACGACAAAGUCAAAGCCACGAACGACUACAUUCCCGGCAACUACAAAGGCUCACUUUUGACUAUGAAGUCCAGGAGCUCUCUUCUUUUUGGGCUUGUGUUGAAGUUCGGAAAUCUUGCAUUGGUGCUCAUGGAUACGGCCUUCUGGCAGAAGUCAUUCGCGUCUGAAGUGCAUUCGACUGUCCCCGCCUAUGACCUUGUCUCGGUCGUUAUCCUCGCCAUACCUUGGUGCACCGGCACCAUAAUCGGACUGAGCGCCAGGGCCAUCGAAAAGACUCCCGUCUGGUUCGACUACCCCAAUACUUUGACCAUCACUCAAGUGAACUCUGGCAUGGUGAUGCCAUACGUGCUGAGGUCGUUGCUUGGCACUGGAGCCACUGCCGGACUGCUGGUGCUCGUUUUCAUGGCCAUCACUAGCACAGUCUCUUCGUCCAUGAUAGCUGUUAGCAGCAUCAUUUCUCUUGACUUCUUCCGCACCUACAUCGACCCACGUGCGUCCGACCGCAAGACGCUCAAGGUCAGCCACUGGGGAGUCGUCUUCCACGGCUGCUUCAUGGCCGGCUUUGCCAUCAUGCUCGAGUACGCCGGUGCAACAAACAACUGGUCCACAUACUUCCGACCCAUCGUGGCGUGUCCUGGUAUCCUGCCCAUGAUCUUGACGCUCCUUUGGUCAAGACAAACGAAGUUAGCCGCUAUCCUCAGUCCCAUCCUCGGGCUUAUGUCCGGUAUUGCAACUUGGCUUUCCCUCUCAUGGGCGUGGUCUGGAGCAAUCAACAUUCAAACGACGCAAGACCAGGUGCCGGGCCUCUAUGCCGCUAUCGUCUCUUUCUUCUCGCCGGCGCUCUAUUCCGUCAUCAUCUCGCUGGCCUGGCCGAGCCAGUUCGACUGGCGCGAGUUUCUCCGGAUUGACCUCAUCGAAGACAAAAGCCAACCGAGCAGUUCGCUGCAAUCCACACUGCCGAGUAGCGAGGCUGUCAACGAGACGCCCAAGACGGCAGGGAGCUCCGCUAAAGAAGCCUACGAGAAAGAGACAUACCUCGCCGCUGGAGACGAGACGGGUCCACUACCCAGCCCAAUACACCCACCCUUGUCGAACGCUCGAGUACCUCUUGACGAAGUGGUCCACCCGUUCGAUGCCCAGACAAUUCGGCACAUCAAAAAAUGGUUCAAGAUCGCCACCAUCUACUUCGUCAUCAACGUCCUGGUCACCAUCGUGCUCUGGCCGCUGCCCCUGUACCGGGACUGGAUCUUCACCAAGAGCUUCUUCGGCGGCUGGGUCACCAUGGCCAUCAUCUGGCAUUUCGGCGCCAUGCUUUUGGUCAUUGUGUACCCGUUCUAUGACGGACGACAUGAGAUCGCACGGGCGAGAUAG
Molecule: messenger RNA, 2040 nt
Organism: Fonsecaea erecta
Lineage: Eukaryota; Fungi; Ascomycota; Eurotiomycetes; Chaetothyriales; Herpotrichiellaceae
Exons: 5
Coding region: 1-2040 (679 amino acids)
Biological process (GO): urea transmembrane transport
Cellular component (GO): plasma membrane
Molecular function (GO): urea transmembrane transporter activity
Source: RefSeq, a predicted model, not a curated record